CGUGUGUUUCAGUGAUGUUUCUGGUUAACUGCUUGCUCUUUGGCAAUACCGAAGAAGACCAAAGAGGAUCAGAGCUUACUGUAGCACAGGGGAAAUCAGAGAACCCCAGAAGCAUCUCAUGCGACGAGACCGGAGUAAAGCUAUUGAACUGUCAUAAUUCAGUAGUUAAAAUCUCUCCCACAGGAAUGACCGUGGAUGGCAAACACAGCAUGUGCUCAGGACUUUCCAUCUGCUCUGCUGGCUUAAUGAACCAGUUCUUUGAGGUUCCGUUUGACUCAAAUAUGAACAGGACAAAAAACAGACCACUGGUGCGAGGACAGAUCAGCCCCCUGCUCGCCGUCUGUUUUGCUGCCUCCUGCGGAGUCCCGGGAAUCGCCCUGCUGACACUGGGAGUAAACCCUCUCACGGGGGCCCUGGGAGCCUUCAACAUUUUCUUGUAUACGUGUUGUUACACACCCAUGAAGAGAAUGAGCAUUGCCAACACGUGGGUGGGAGCUGUCGUCGGUGCCAUUCCCCCUGUCAUGGGCUGGACUGCGGCUACUGGUAGUCUUGAUGCUGGUGCAUUACUGUUAGGAGGAAUCCUCUAUUCCUGGCAGUUCCCUCACUUCAACGCCCUGAGCUGGGGUCUGCGGGAAGAUUACUCCCGAGGAGGUUACUGUAUGAUGUCCGUCACUCACCCAGGGCUGUGCAGGCGGGUGGCUCUGCGUCACUGCUUGGCCUUAAUCGGACUCUCAACGGCGGCUCCUCUUCUCAACAUCACCACGUGGACUUUCCCCGUCAUUUCACUCCCUAUUAACCUCUACAUCUCCUACCUCGGCUUUCGUUUCUACAGGGAUGCAGACCGCAGCAGCUCCAGGAAGCUCUUCUUCUGCAGUCUGUGGCAUUUGCCAAUGCUGCUGCUUGUCAUGUUCACGUGCAAGAAAUCGUUCCUAGAGAAGGAAGACAAAGGCGAUCUGCUCGGUGGAAAUCAUGGGAGGGCUGUGGAAAUUAGAUUGCCUUAAAUGUCAAUUACUUGUCGUGACACGUCAAGUAGUAUAUUUUAGUAAUUACAAGGGGGAAACCUGUGGGGAUCUGUUUGAAGAAGGAUCAUUUGUGCCUAGCGACCACUUCAUGUGAUAAUUUUCUGUUUUCUUCUGAAAGGGAAUAGACGUGAAAGCUUAAAGCAUUCGUGGGCCUCGGGCUCAUUCACUCACCACGGAUUAAAAUUUAGCCUAUGUCAGAAGCACAUCGCUU
Pelecanus crispus (Dalmatian pelican) is the source of this 1233-nucleotide messenger RNA. The record is from RefSeq and is a predicted model, not a curated record. Lineage: Eukaryota; Metazoa; Chordata; Aves; Pelecaniformes; Pelecanidae.